AAACGAUUCAGGAAAGUGUCAUUAGCGCUUUGUUUGUUCAAAAGUUGCAAUAAGUUACUGUGCACAUAUAAACAUGCCCAUUCGGGAUUGUCCUCUUACCUGUUUUUGUUUAGCCGUCACACCGGAAGCCAGGAUGAGCUUGGAAGAUCGGUUGAAAACUUUCGACAAAUGGCCUUUGGCGUAUGUUUCGCCGCAGUCCCUUGCGGAAGCAGGGUUCAUCUACACGGGUGCAGGAGAUGAAGUCAAGUGUGUGUUAUGUAAUAUUGUGCACUUCAACUGGAUGAUGGGUGACCAACCAAAGUUUGAGCACCGGCGAAUCAACCCCGACUGCGCGUACGCGGCUAUGGUGGCGGAUGGCGAGCUGUAUUUUCCAGCGAUGAAGGAAUACCGCGACCGUUUUGCGACGUACGCUAAUUGGCCGGGGCAAGUUGUUAGCCAACGUCCAAUGGAUAUGGCUAACGCUGGAUUUUUCUUCAAUGAGGGAGUGUGGGAUCAGGUCCAGUGUUUUUGCUGUGGCCGCAAACUGGCGCAGUGGACCCGCGACGAUGACCCGUGGAUCGAGCACGCCAAGUAUGAACCUCAGUGCGCAUAUUUACUGGAGAAGAAGGGUCUGCGUUUUGUGCGAGAGGUUCGACGGCUUCACGAUAUGGACAAGCUGAAGUGGGCGGGUAGUUUGCGAAAGAAUCGAAUGGAUUUUUUGGUGGCGUUCGCAAUGGAGCAGGGUGUACACUACACGUACCUGAUAAAAGCUGUUCAACGGUAUGGGCGCUUUGAGCGCAUCAUUGAUCUAGUGAAAAAGGCAAAUGUCAUCAAGGCCCGUACCAUAGAAGCCCGCUUGGACGAAAACUGUCAACUGGAAAAAGAGUGCAGUGUAUGUCUGAAUAAAAACGUAUCCAUAUGCUUUGCACCAUGUGGGCAUGCCAUUUGUUGUGUCGAAUGUUCUGGUAAAGUGAGAGAAUGCCCGCUGUGCCGUCAAGUGAUUUUGCAAAAAAUUAAGCUUUUUUUCGCCUAAUCAGUCUAUUUAAGCAGACUAGCAUACUAAAAUGAUUUAUUUUGCCAUCGAAGAAAAUGUUCGGUUUAAUAAAUGAU
This is a messenger RNA of Paramacrobiotus metropolitanus, 1089 nucleotides long. RefSeq names its product baculoviral IAP repeat-containing protein 3-like. The transcript has 2 exons. The record is from RefSeq and is a predicted model, not a curated record. Bases 74 to 1012 code for a protein of 312 amino acids. Lineage: Eukaryota; Metazoa; Tardigrada; Eutardigrada; Parachela; Macrobiotidae.